This is a messenger RNA of Cavia porcellus (domestic guinea pig), 1714 nucleotides long. RefSeq names its product transmembrane protein 253 (gene Tmem253). The transcript has 7 exons. Lineage: Eukaryota; Metazoa; Chordata; Mammalia; Rodentia; Caviidae. The coding region runs from base 1098 to 1601 and encodes 167 amino acids. The record is from RefSeq and is a predicted model, not a curated record.
CUUUAUAGAUAAGGAAACAGAUUAAGUAACUUGCUCAAGGUCAUCCAUAUAGAUCCGGGACUUGAGCAUAGGUUUGUUGUCUCUAGACAUUAGACUCUGCAGAUGGCCUUUCCUUUGUUCUACAGAGUAUAUAUACAGGUCCAGCUGGUUUUGCUUCUUACUGGAGAAAUCAUGUCCCCAGCUCAACUUGGGAAUAAGCCUUUUAGUAUAUCAGAGUCAGGCACAUCAGAAUGACCUCAUCGGCACCAUUAAUGGUUAUUAACAACCCAUCCAUAGCACAUUGUUACCUGCCUUUUAUUAGUGAACAAACCGAGGUUCAGAUAGUUAAAAUAAUGUAUCCAAGACCACACAACUAGGAAAAUGGCAGAGCUGAGAUUCUCGCCUAGGCCAUAAAGCACCUAUUCGCUCAGAAAUAGUGUUGUAAUAGCAUCCUUCCCAAGACACCAUUUGGGGACCAUAUUCUGUACAUGUCUAAGUGCAAGUUAUCACUGAGUCAUAAACAAUCUCCAGUGCUUACAGGGCUCCCCAUCCACUUAACCAGCUUUCACUUCAGUGUAAAUCAUCAAGAAAAGAAGAAAAGAGGAGAAAGUGUCUAGAGAGUAAGUUUCCAGAAAGCCAGGGCAUUAAAGCUUACCUGGUCUGGGAACAAAGUGGCAAAUAGUAAUGAGAAAUCUAGGCAGUAAUAUAGGAUUGCAUUAGGGCAGAACAGGUAAUUUGACAAGGAAGUCAAAAAGAAAAGGAUUAGAUGAAAAUAAGGGGAAACAAAUCCAGUGUGAUAGUGUCCAUAGGGGUGAGGUAAGUGAACCCACAAGAGCCCAGGAUGAGGAAAAAUGGGGCAACAGGAAAUGGGAACAGAGUGAGGCAGUGCUGGGGUCUGUGUGAACUGAAGCUGGUGAAUGCCAGCCUCUUCCUGUAUCCUUAGGCCCUCACUGGAACCUUUGCCCCACCACACCCCAUCCCUGACAGCAUUCCUCUGCCAGGACUAGUUUGCUGUCUGCUCUUAAUUUUCUAUCCCCUAAGGAGUCCCAGAACACAGCAAGGUUUCAUCCCUUUGGAGGAGCUGCUUCAGACUAGGCUUUGUGGUCAAGAGAGUCCCCAUGGAGGACACAGCUGCUCAGCAAGAACAGGAGAGGCCUAGUCUUCGUCUGGAAAAGCUACAGCACUGGGCAAGACACAGGCAAAGUGGACAUCUCUUGGUGCUGGCGGUGAGUCAGCUGUGGCUGGCAGUAGCUGUGGUGCCCUUUGCUGUCUCAGUCGCCUGCGUGAACUCUGCUUGUCACAUGGCCACAGUGCUACCACUUGUACCUGGUGCCUCAGGUCUCCUCACAGGAAUUGUCACCCUUGAGCUUCGAAGAGCACCUCGCCUAUGGAAGCAUGCAGGCGUGCUGGUGCUCGAGCUCAGCGCUGAGGCCUUCAUCACAGGAGGAGUGCUAGUCUCAGCAUAUGCCCUAUUGUUGCUGAGCCGGAGAAAGCCAGGAUGCUUCAAGACCCAGAGUCUGCACUACCAGGAGCUGCAGGAGGGCCUCUCGGAGGUGGAGGAGGUUCCGAGUUUGGAGAAUGAUCCCAAUGUAGCAAGCACAGGAAACAGAACAAACGAAUAGGCCAGCAACGGGAAGCAGACAGGUCCUGGCUACACUAGCAGUGACUACAAGUCCCAUGAUGCCCAGCUACCCCGUGGCCUGCUGGGAAAUAAAGAAUCUUCCUUUUCCUCCUG